UGGAAUUUCAGCAACAUCAACAGGGUAUUUUUGUUUGUGAAAGAACCCUAUUCGUUGCGGAUAUGCUCCGUUGCUAUGGUGAUUAUACAAACGCAUUCAAACUAAACGAUUACUAUCAACUUAACUUCACAACUGUGUAUUUCAACAAAAAAUUAAGAUAAUGGAAAGGCUGGAACCAAAACCCAAGUCUAUAUCAAGAGCACAAAAAUGGACAGAUUCGGUGGAAGAAGCCUAUAGAUUCCAAUGUGCAGGUUACCGAGAUGAGAUGGAGUAUAAAUAUUUUCAAAAAGCUAAAAUUGAUAGAUGGCCUCACAAUGGCUAUGUCAAGAAAUUACAGAGGAAAGAUGGCAGUUUUUUUUACUUCAAUAAAACCAGAGAAUGCCCGGAGAAAGAUAUUUCAAAAACUAAACUCUAUGUAUAUUAGUCUCUAACCAGCUGGCAAAAAUAUAUAUAUUACAUAGGCACAUACUCACUUUCCCUUUCACUCUCUCUCUCUCUAUCUAUGAUAUAUGUAUACAUAUAUAUAUAUAUAAACAGCAAUUUUAAUUUAUUGAACAUUCCAUAGCUAAUUGGUUCAUUGUCAACAUGAUGAAUAAAUGAAUCCUAAAUUAUUUACUUCCAUCAAACAUUUCACAAAUAAGCUGCAUUUAUUAUUAAAAAUACACCUGCUUCUAAUGAGAUGAAUCCAAAAAACUCUCUCAAUCUGAUCUGCAAUAAAAACUUCAUUAAAAUUUA
Octopus sinensis (East Asian common octopus) is the source of this 735-nucleotide messenger RNA. Its product is annotated as meiosis expressed gene 1 protein homolog. Gene Ontology annotation, cellular component: nucleus. Bases 161 to 424 code for a protein of 87 amino acids. The record is from RefSeq and is a predicted model, not a curated record. The transcript has 4 exons. Lineage: Eukaryota; Metazoa; Mollusca; Cephalopoda; Octopoda; Octopodidae.